Messenger RNA from Melanaphis sacchari, 6232 nucleotides. Its product is annotated as C3 and PZP-like alpha-2-macroglobulin domain-containing protein 8. The transcript has 25 exons. Gene Ontology annotation, molecular function: endopeptidase inhibitor activity. The coding region runs from base 83 to 5497 and encodes 1804 amino acids. The record is from RefSeq and is a predicted model, not a curated record. Gene Ontology annotation, cellular component: extracellular region. Lineage: Eukaryota; Metazoa; Arthropoda; Insecta; Hemiptera; Aphididae.
UGUGACGGAAUGACUUUUGGUACACCGACGCGCGUCCAGCUGCAGUAUCAUCUCCGUUAAUACGACUUUGAUACCGUGAACAAUGGAUAAGAAAAAAAUGGCUUCGACGUUGGCGUUAUUGGCGGCGUUGUACGUGUGCGUAGUAUCCGGAGCAACAAACAAUUGCACCAGGACAUUCAAUGUGGUGGCACCUAAAGUGGCCGUCCCUGGUCAAAGAACCGCGGUAUUAGUAAGCUGGAAUCCAGCGUGCAGUCCAAAAGACGUGACUUUACGGCUCUUGCGUCAGAUACCGGUGACUGAACAGCAGCGAGCGGCUGACGACGAUGUACUAUCGCAUAACACUGUCACCAUACAUGGUGACGGAAUCAUUCCACUGACAGUACCCACACAGACGCCGGACACGUGUUACCUGCAAACGCUAACUGACUGCGUGAAUGGUACGACAAAUUGCACACUUCAGACCACAUCACGAUUGCGGUUGGUAGGAUCGGUGCGUGACGUAGUCGUGCAGACUUCCAGCAAGUUUUACAAGCCCGGCGAGACCAUUGAAUUUUGGCUUCUACCAUUGGACCAUUACCUUCGAAUCGCUGAAGAUGUCACUAUGGACGUUUACAUCAAAAAUCCUAAAGGCACACGUGUCGCACUUUGGGAUGACGUUCCAUCGACUCGCAACACUCCGUUCAGCUUCAUGUUAUCUGAACUGGCUGUCGUUGGAGAAUGGACUGUUGAGGUGGCCUCUGAAGGGGUGACAUUCAAAACGGCAGUGAACGUGAGUAAUGCAAGAGGAGCAACUGAUCCACCAAAACGAGAACAGACGAUAACCGAAGAACAUUUCGUAGAGUUACGAUUUGGACAUGAAAUGAGACACAAAUACAAACCUGGAUUACCUUUCCUCGGAAAAGUAGAAGCUAUGAGUUCAGAAAAGAAUCUUCGAGUUCGUGUAAAGGUAUUUGACAACUCCACUACAAUAUAUAGCCAAGACGUUGAAAUAAUUCAAGGCGAAGGAACAUUCGUUGUUCCAGCUAUAUUAUCUGACAAUGAAAUAAUUGUACUUCAAGCUGAAUUAGUAUCCGUUGAAGGUAAAGAAAUCGAAGGACACUACGUAUUAGCUAAAGAGUUUAUACAAAAAUGGAACUCAACAUCAGAUUGUUACUUAUUAGUCGAAGGAGUAGAACAUACUUUAACGGCUAACGAAGAAGCAGAAGUGGUUGUACUAUCAUCGUGUCCAUGCAACCGAUACGUUAACUAUGUUGUGACCACCGAGGGGCACGUAGCUAUUUGGCAAAAAUAUAAGCCAGUGGUCCACAUGACAAAAAUUAUGGACCAAGUGGACAUUUGUCGAUUCAAUUUAACAUUCAGCGUAGAUCCUGUGAUGGCACCCACAAGUCAUUUAUUGGUUUACUAUACAACCGAAAAAGGAGAAACAAUAAAUGAUGUAAUAAGUUUCAACGUCAAACAAACUGACCCAAAGGUAAAAAUUAGUUUGAAGGAUAAUAAAAGUAAUUUUUAUCCGGAAGAAUUGAUGGAACUGAAUUUAAUGGCCGAAGAAAAUUCAUUGGUAUGUUUAAUUGGAGGCAGAGGGACAGAAAACACAUCUCCGUUAAGGAAUAUGGACGAUGACACUGACCUUCUUGAAUCCGGAUUAUUAUUCCUUGAAAAACGAUUAGAUGGAAAAGUGACGACUUCCAGACAAAGCGAUCUUUAUCCAAGACAUCAUAGCUUUUUGGAUACAUUUUCGAUGGAUCAACUCUGGACAUGGAAAUGUGUAAACUUUACGAGCGAUGUCAUGAAAAAAGGUAUGAGCAUUCAUGCACCAUCCAAAGCCGGACAUUGGAAAUUGCGCAUGUUAACUAUUGGUAGCAGUGGACUUAAAAUCACAGACACAUUAGAUGUCAAAGUCACUAGCACUUUGGAAGUGGACGUUCGUACGCCAGUUGAGUUAAACGUCGGCGAAACCGUCCAGACAGAUAUUUACGUCGCUAACAAUGUCAAUUCUUGCAUGGACGUAAAUGCGCUCUUGUCGUUGAGUGAAGGAGCUGUAUUUAGCAGUUCCAAUCAACCGUUUGUCGCAGAAAAAAUGAGAUUAGGUGCUUACGGUGCCACAUCGUUAAUCGUUAGAAUUACAGCAUUGAAAGAAGGAUUAAAAAAUCUUACUGUGGAUAUUUCGGGUUACGUGAGCGAAAAAUGUCACUUAAUUAACGAUAAUAAGAAAUCAGAAGAUCCUGAAUUGAGCAAUUCAACCGCCAGUGUCGUCGUAAAGUCCGUACCAAUCUACGUACAUCCAGAAGGCAUUCAACAUCAAACCACCGACAACGCUUAUUUUUGUGCCAACGAGCAACUCAUUGUGUCAACGACAACGGAUUUCCGGUACCAACACAUAAAUGCACCUAAGAACCGAGACGGUAUUGUAUUCGAAAUACAAGCGAAAAAAAGUGCUCACAUCUUAUUGAGUCAAGAACGCAAACCGACAACGUUAAUGUACCAAAUUGUACUAGGUGACUUGGACAACACAAUUUCGUGGAUAGGUCGCGGAAAACACGGAAACGGAGUACAUUUAACAAGUCGUAACACUCCUGGGAUUCUAUCUGAAGAAGAACCGCGUACAUUUUGGAUCAGCUGGGAGAAAGGAGUAUUGGCAUUUGGUUAUGGUCAGGAAAUCCAUCAGUAUCCAUUACUAAAAUGGAAUAUGGAUAAAAAAAUAAAAAUAAAUCAUAUCGGUUUCGCCACUAUUCUUGGCACUACCGGGCAGUUUAGAGUAUGGAAUUACAACGACGAAGCCGGUUUCUCACAAGUACUACAUUUAGAAACACCCAACACGAUGAUAUCGGGAUCUGAAUCUGGUUCAUUGGUCGUAACCGGAGGUCUUAAUUUUCCAUUUUUCGUGCAGAAUGAGCCUAAAUUUUCCACAAGCUUGGUAUCGUUCCUUUCAACUUUCACUCCUCUUCUCAUGUCAGAGCACAACAAUAACGGCACUGAAGAAAAGUCAUUGGUAGAUUUAUUAUCGAAGAGCAUACCGGUACUUCUUUCAUACCAGAAUUCAGAUGGGUCGUUUGGAGAUCACCCAAAUGUACCAUGUUACUGGUGUGAUAUUCGCGUACUUGAAAUAUUAUGGAGAAGUCAAUCUCACAUUGGUGUAGAUUCAGAUCUAAUCAAAGGAUUAAAAACGUGGAUCCAAAAGCAAGUUUUUGAAGAUUUUUCAACUGUUGUUGGUCAAUCUGACAUAAAUGUAAAACAAAUAAUAUGCGCGGCUGACACUUUGGCCACUCUAAUGGAAUUGGGCAUAGAAUCGGAAAUUGAUUCGAAAAUUGCAAAUCACACCAAAUCAUAUCUUGAACAACAUUUAGAUAAUAUUGUCAAACCAUAUCCACUUGCUAUAACAACUUAUGCGCUAAUGAUUUCAAAUAGCUAUCUCACAAAAAAAGCACUAACAAAAUUACAAACUCUAUCGACAAACCAAGAAAGCGAAUUUGGAUGGCCUAAAGUACAUCCCACGUCCGAUUGGUAUGACGACGUAGUCCCACAAAAAAAAGGUGAAAACAUUUCGGUUGAAGAAUUCAAAGCUUCGUUGUAUUGUUUAAUGAUCUAUUCUGCAAAACGAGAAUUGAAAUCAUCCGAACCUAUAGUCCGUUAUUUAUACUAUAGAACUAAAAUCUUGGAUAUAUAUCCAGAGUUAGCGUAUCUAGCUGUAAAAGCAUUUGCUAUGUAUGAUAAAAUUGGAUCGGAUCCUCACCGGAAAUUAACAAUUUCCCUCGCUACUUCCGGUAUGGAAUUGACCGAUACGUUAGAACUUGACCCCAGUACAAAAUCUCAAUACUUACAUUUACCUUCUUUGCCAACAAAAGUUUUCGUUUAUGCUACCGGAGCUGGAUGCUCAACAAUACAAGGAAGAGUUUUAUAUUCUACUUAUACUACUGCAGAAAACGAUAAAAAACUGUUUGAUCUAUGGUCUGGAGUUACUGACGUUAUUCAACCAAGUAAAGGCUUUACAGAUGAAAUAUACGGACAUGCAAUAACAUUAAGAUUAAAAACAUGUUUUAGAAUGAAUAACGAGUCGGAAGAUGCAAUAAGAUUAGAAGUAAAACUCUUCUCGGGAUACUCCUUUGACAAAAUUUCAUCUGCUACCGUAUCAGAUGUCCAUCACGACUCGCAUUCAAAUCAUAUUUGGUUUGUGUUUGCUAAGGUAAAAAGUAAUUGUGUGAUUUGCGUAUCUUAUACGGCCAAAAGCAUCCAAAAAGUGACCGGUUUACGACCAGCGGUAGCAAAAGUGUACGCCGUAUCCAGACCAGAUCAGAGCUCUUACAAAUUAUUCCACGUAGACGAAGAACAGAAUCCGUUGGCUGAAGGUUUGACCGAUAUGCAAAUCGCAGACUGGAUAACUAACGAUUCCAACGACUUUCCGGUCGAUAACAACAACCCAUGCAAAUGCAAUAAUCACUGCGAACCAUCUACGACGGAGAAAACGAUCGUUGUGUCGACUACGUUGAGUACCCCUUAUCAAAGACCGUCAACUCAUGCUGUCACUUCUUCCACUACAAAAGAGUUGACAACAGAAGGAACACCAGCAGCGACUCGGUCAACAGAAGCGGAAGAAGUUCUUUCAAAACCAAGAAUCGCAACGAUCCCGACGAAAAUCAAACGAGCGCCUGUGAAGUCGACCGGCAAUGUGGUACGCAACAUGAAAAAACCCAACAAGAAAAACGAAAAAGAUAAGGACUCCAAUUCCAAACACAGGACAAGUGACAGCGGACCCGACUCAAGUGAUCGUGAACCCGUGCCAUCGAAAGAUACUAUCAAUACUGAUACUGGGGCAAUUACCAAAAUGGCCCAAAUGAAUACAAUGAGAAAUAGCAAGCCGUCGACCAUCGGAGGGUCGACAGCAAAACCAACGACAACGACAAAAGUCACAACGGCACGCGGAUCAAAUGUGACAACGGGAGGUACGACAGCGCGAGCAACCACUUACUCCGCGUCAACUAUAACUACUCCAACUCCGACGAAAUCUUCAUCCACCACCCCAAUGAUCUCAACUACUCUAGCAUCUAAAACAUCAACAAUUAGCAGCCCGACUACAACAGCUACUUCACAGCCGUCCAAGACCACAACUCCUUCCACCACUACCACCACUACCACCGCCACCACAACCACUGUCGCGACAUCCACAACUGUCAAGCCUGUGCAAGCAACUUCUUCUCCUACUACCAAGUCGUCGGUAUCGCCCACUACUUCCGUAUCCCCGGCAACUACAACCAAGCCACUGGCAACUGCAACGGUGACAACAGCCAGGUCAAUAACAACUUCAGCAGUGACGGCGGUAAAGCCUACUGUAACUACAGCCGCACCACCACCGGGAACCACGACCAUUGUGGCUAAAAUUCAAACAACAUCCAUGCCGGCUAAACUACUGGCCCCAUCUACCACACCGAUUGUCGAUCUGAUACUGGAAGCAAAUCGAAACAAAAAGAUCGCCAAUGACCAGAAGAAGAACGGUUCUAAUUAAUCGUAAAACUGAUUUUGGCCGCUGCUCGAAACUAAAAUAUUAAUUGCUCCAAAACGUAUUUUAUUAUAAUUAUUAUUAUUAUGACCCAUUAUCUACAGAUUAAAAGUACAGCAAUAAUAAUCUGUAAUGUACAUAAUUUAGGGCGCAUUACCGCUUUAGAUAUGGGAUUUUAUCAAAUAUUUAUUUACUUAGAUACAAGCAGAGUUGUUUUUUUUUUAGUUACACAAAGGCAUGAUAACACAACAUGAUAUUUACGUAUAUUGUACAAAUAAUUGUACCAUAGACCAUGUCGUCGUCCAAAUUGAUAUGGUUUUACUUAGGACAUUUUUAAGUGUUAUUAAAACAAUGAUAAUAAUACACAUAAUAACAUAAUAAGGUAUCGAAAUAAAAAAAAAACUUACUAAUAAUACAUCUUCAAGUAGACAAACAGUUUUUGACAUUGAGUGACAAUCAAUAGAUUUGAGUUUCAGAUGUUACCUUAAUAUUAUAAACAUUUAUGCCGUUCUAUUUUUAUUUUCACGACAAAAGUAUUAUUACAUUUCAUAAAAUGCUCAAAAUAAUAUGUAAUAUAUAAAAUAUAUAUUAUAUUAUAGAUAUAAUAUGCCAAGUUUUAGAGACACAUUUUGGUGCUUUUUGGCUAGUCAAUUCGUUUUUCUGUUCAAAAUAUAUCUUUUUGAUUAGUAUUUAUAACAAUCUAAACAAAGAUCUAAAUAAAUAAAAAUAGUUUAAUUAGAA